Molecule: messenger RNA, 2277 nt
Organism: Homarus americanus (American lobster)
Lineage: Eukaryota; Metazoa; Arthropoda; Malacostraca; Decapoda; Nephropidae
Product: glycine N-methyltransferase-like
Exons: 7
Coding region: 332-1243 (303 amino acids)
Biological process (GO): regulation of gluconeogenesis; one-carbon metabolic process; S-adenosylmethionine metabolic process
Cellular component (GO): cytosol
Molecular function (GO): glycine binding; S-adenosyl-L-methionine binding; identical protein binding
Source: RefSeq, a predicted model, not a curated record
UAAUACCCAUCAGUUAACUUGUAUGUAGAUUAGGCAGUGUCAUUGGCAUUGAAAACCAUCAAAUUAUCUGAUAACUCAGUAAAACCCAGAAUAUACCAGAAUUUUCUAGUUUCAGGAGAAGAUAAAUCAGUUACACAGCUGCUAUCGGUUGGACUAAAUUCUCUCAGUCGCAUAGAGUGAGGACCAAGAGGUUGAGGCUCCAGGUAUAACUAACCCGAGUAAACUAUUAUUUCAACUUGUCUGUAUAAUUAGAAAAUAACAAGUUCAAUACAUUUCUUUUGAGGCUCCAGAAUAGAAUAUCGCAAGAGAAGAUUGCAUAGAAGGCCCCCAAAUGACUGAUAAUCGUGUUUAUCGUACUCGAACCCUUGGUAUCCCAGCCGAGGGUUUGAAAGACCAGUAUGCAGAUGGCAUUGCUGCUAAACUCUGGGAGCUUUACAUUGGUGACAAGAACAAGAGGACUGAUAUUUACCGCAAGUUUAUUACUAAGCUUCUGAGGGAAAAAAAAUGCCAUAAUAUCCUGGAUGUUGCCUGUGGAACAGGUGUGGAUAGUAUAAUGCUGUUGGAAGAAGGUUUUCAAAUGACAAGUGUCGACCUCUCAGACAAAAUGCUGAAAUUUGCUCUCAAGACCCGAUGGAGACGACGCAAGGAGCCUGCUUUUGACAACUGGGAGAUUGAAGAAGCCAACUGGUUAACACUCCCAGAAGACAUAGAAGGUGCUGGAACUUAUGAUGCUGUCAUUUGUCUUGGAAAUUCCUUUGCACAUCUGCCUGAUGUAUCUGGAGACCAGUCAGAACAUAAGUUAGCCCUGAAGAACUUUGCUCAUAUGGUGAAACCAGGAGGCGUACUAUUGAUUGAUCACCGAAAUUAUGACAACAUCAUUGACUCAGGGUCAGCUCCUUCCCACAACAUAUAUUAUAAUAGUGAACACAUUCAAGACAUCAAAACCUCUGUGUUAUAUGUUAAUGGAAAACCCUCAUUGGUAACACUGGAUUAUUUAAUGGAUGUUAAAAUUGCAUCACGUGAUGACACAGACUCUGGUGUCUCCAGGAAGGGGAGAGUGGAAGGUCCAACGAAAAGUAAUUUCCGUCUCUCAUAUUUUCCUCACCGAGUCGCAAAAUUUGGGGAACUACUUCAGGAAGCUUUUGGGGAAAGGUCGGAGCACUGUGUGUAUGGAGAUUUUAAACCUAUAGGAGAGGUAAAAGACCCAGGAUUCUACAUUCAUGUUGUUGUGAAGCCAACAUAAUAGCUUUGUAAUUUUCAACUGCAUUCCAAGUUCAAGCUUAAAAAUGGUUGUGAUAUUGUUUAAAUGUUUGAAGAUAUUACUUAUUCUUAUGAUUCCUAUUCUAAAGGGACUGCCUUUAACAAAUAAGUAAAGAUAAUAUCGAAAAUUUCUCAUGUUACAAAUUUUUCAGGUUUAUAUGUAAAUGAUAAGAAUGUCUCGUGAGUUUUGAAAUGGGUUAGAAAUUAUGGAGCUUAUAUUAUUGAGCAUAUGCCAGUUUAUAGAAUAAUUGGCAAAAAAAAAAUUAUUUUGCAUCUGAUUUUUUUUUUUAAUUAUACACAUAGAAUAUUUUAGUCAUAAGAUUUAAUAUAUGUAUACUGUACUUGGAAUUUAGUGGGAUAAGGAAAAUAUAAGUUUGGUUUCAAGGUCAGUAUUAUUUGAAGUUCAUUUAUACAGUGUGCAGAAAAUUAAGUAGUUCUUACAAGUGUCUGUUGUAUAAUAAGUCAUUCAAUUUUGGUUGUCUUAAGUACGAGAAAUAUUUAAUUUUUUCCUUGCAUAUUUACGAGUAUUUCCCCUCAUGUGGCCACUGUGUAUUGCCGAGUAACCAUUUAAGACUGGAAUAGCUUAAAAUAUUUCCUAAAAGAUUCUGCAUUUGCAUUUCCUUGGCACAUAAGCAAUUGAAUCAUCAUAUUUACUUAUAGACAUAUUUUAUAUCUAAUUAAUAAGUAGCUUGCGCAUUUCAAGAAAGUUGCAUGUAUGUUUUUGGCAAAUACUAUGCAGGUAAUAGUCGGUUUCUGAACACCUGUUAUACAAACAUAAGUUCAUAUACCUGUAGGUAUUAAACAUUAUACUUUUUGACCAAGUUUCAGUCUUUUGAAAUUUUUUCCCCACUCACACAACAUACAAACACAGGAAUUCUCACACUAGAAUGCAGGAAAAUGAACACUGCAUUGGCAUAUUGCACACAAGCAUCCUCCUAUAAUACAGUCGCCACAAAAGAAAUGUUGACAUUGUGUUCACCUUGAGAUUUGGAGGAGAAUAAAAACUUAAAAACAUGA